AUGGCCGUGAUUCACAUUGCUUCGGUCACUUUUGAGCAUCACCCUACUGGCUUUGGGAUGGGAUACGAACGUCCUCGGAUCUCAUGGAGUUUCUCUUGUAAUGACGACAACGUCAAAGAUUGGGUGCAAUCUUCUUACGAGAUACAGAUCCGUCGACAGAAUGAUAUUGAAACAUAUCGUGUGGAAAGCUCAUCUUCAGUUUUGGUACCUUGGCCCAGUCAUGCUCUCUGUUCCCGAGAACGUGCCUGGGUGAAAGUGAUGGCUCAUGGAAAAGCGACGAACGCAGCAGGCGAAGUCAUAACAGCAAGCACUGCAUGGUCUGAGCAGUCAAUUAUUGAAGCAGCGCUUCUAGAUAAAGGAGAUUGGAUAGCAAAUCUAAUGACCUCCACGCAUACGGACAUGAAAAAUACGCCCAUGCGUCCCUUGAUUUUCAGAAAAGUCUUCCAGCUACACGCAGGAUCGAUCCAGAAAGCCCGUCUUUACAUCACUGCUCAUGGUGUUUACCACGCCUAUGUAAAUGGUCAUCGAAUCGGCAAUGAGGAGAUGGCGCCUGGUUGGACUAGCUAUAAUCACCGGCUACUUUAUCAGACUUUCGAUGUGACUUCGCUGCUUAUCGAGGGAAAUCGCAACGUGCUUGGUAUUGAAGUGGGUGAAGGAUGGUUUGCCGGUCGCCUGGGAAUGGACCAAAAACGCAAUUUCUAUGGGAAUCACUUGGCAAUUCUAGCUCAGCUAGAAGUCACCUUCGAGCAGGUUGAAAAGGUUUUGGUUAACUCUGAUACUACGUGGAAAUCUAAUACAAGUGCGACAACUCGCAGUGAAAUCUAUGAUGGCGAGGAUUACGAUUCCCGCGAGGAGCACUGGGGUUGGAAUGACGACCCGAAUCUAAACGAACACGACUGGCUGCCAACCGUGCAACUACCCUUCCCUCGUGCCAGGCCACUGGCCUCAGACUCACCUCCUGUGCGGAUCAUGGAAGUGAAAACCCCUGUUCGGAUCUUCAAGUCAAAGUCUGGAAAAGCCUUGUUGGACUUUGGGCAGAACUUAGUCGGAAAAUUGAGAGUCCGUCUCCCGGCAGCAACAGGGACAACAAAGAUAUCAAUCAGCCACGCUGAAGUGCUUGAAUCUGAUGAGCUCGGAAGGCGACCUUUGAGAGGAGCCAAGCCCGUUGACAAUGUUGUCUUAUCCAGCCGGCAGCCCUGGUCGUGGUCUCCCAAGUUUACUUUUCAUGGCUUUCGUUACGUCCAGAUAGAUGGAUGGCCCAUAGAUGAAGGGUUUCCCCGCCGCGAAGACAUCACGGCCCUUGUUAUGCACAGUGAUAUGGUUCGUACGGGAUGGUUUAGCUGCUCCGAAUCACUCCUCAACCAACUUCAUCAUAACGUUGUUUGGAGCAUGAAAGGGAAUUUCUUAUCCAUACCCACUGACUGUCCACAGCGUGACGAACGAUUGGGAUGGACCGGCGAUAUACAGGUAUUUAGUCCAACAGCGAAUUUUUUAUUCAACACCCGUGGAUUCAUUGGAAGUUGGCUCGAAGAUGUUGCAGCUGAACAACUAGAAAGCUCGAAGAACGGAGUUCCAGGACUAGUGGUCCCAGAUGUAUUUGACAACCCGCCCAAUCCACCAGGGCCGCAGUCCGUUUGGCACGACGUGACUGUCUUAACGCCGUGGGAUCUAUACAAUAGCUCUGGCGAUAUCGAAAUUCUCCGUAGGCAAUACGAGAGUAUGAAAGCCUGGGUGGAUAAAGGAAUCAAGCGAGGACCAAAUGGUCUUUGGGAUCAGAACAUCUGGCAAUUUGGCGAUUGGCUAGAUCCUGCUUCUCCUCCGUCCGAGCCAGGAGUAGGUCGUACUGAUAGUCUGUACGUUGCCGAUGCUUACCUAGUCCGAGUACUGGGUAUCAUAGCCAAAAUUAGCCAUUUGCUUGGUGAGACGGAGGACGCAACUCGCUUCGCCAAAGACGAGUCGAAUGCGAGAAAGGCAUUCCAAUACGAAUAUGUCACACCAUCGGGUCUCCUUGUGGGAGACACUCAAACGGCUCAUUCACUUGCAAUAUCGUUUGGGCUGUUUGACAAUGAUGAUCAUGUUGUAAAGUCUGCGAGUCGUCUAUGCCAUUUGGUUCACUUGGCUAAGUACCGAAUUGCAACUGGAUUUGCCGGAACCCCUGUGAUUGCACAUGCACUCUCAGAUACGGGAAAUCAUCAAUUGGCUUACCGCAUGCUUCUGGAGAAGGAAUGCCCGUCUUGGCUCUAUCCAAUCACAAUGGGUGCGACCACUAUCUGGGAACGAUGGGAUAGUAUGCUUCCGGACGGUUCGAUCAACCCGGGAGAUAUGACAAGUUUUAACCACUACGCAUUGGGCUCUGUUGCCAAUUGGCUGCAUAAGAACGUUGGGGGAAUCAGUCCAUUGGAUCCUGGAUGGCGAAAAAUCCAAGUGAGACCGGUUCCAGGCGGAGUUCUCAGAAACGCUAAAGUAGCACAUCAGAGCCCAUAUGGUCGCAUUGAAUGUUCGUGGAGCAUCAACGAGUCAGAUGACACGUUUGCCCUUACCAUCAUCAUUCCUCCCAACUCAGAAGCCAGAGUCAUUUUACCCUCUGCUUGGAAAGAAAAUCAACAAGAGGUGGAAGAGGAAAGCAUUCAAGUUGGGUCCGGCAAAUAUGAGUUUUCAUGCCCCUACAAGCCCGCGGAAUGGCCUCCAAAGGCAGAAUUUGCUCGUUCAACAUUUCGACUAGAAGUUUAA
This is a messenger RNA of Talaromyces amestolkiae, 2730 nucleotides long. RefSeq lists its product as uncharacterized. Gene Ontology annotation, biological process: carbohydrate metabolic process. The transcript has a single exon. The coding region runs from base 1 to 2730 and encodes 909 amino acids. NCBI's taxonomy places the organism in Eukaryota, Fungi, Ascomycota, Eurotiomycetes, Eurotiales, Trichocomaceae. The record is from RefSeq and is a predicted model, not a curated record.